AGCAGGCGCUUCGAUUCGUUCCGUGUUCUUACAGCCUCGUACAAACUCUUCGCUUACGCCCGCCCCAUCCGUUUGAAUCCCGCGCAACCUGUAUCAACAGUGGUAGGUACCACUACACCCUCGCCAAUACUAAAAAUUAUUACGGAAGUCAUCAUCUAUAAAAAGUAAAACUGUAUUUCUAUCCCCACCAUCUGUUUGUUAAGGACGCUCAAAGCACAUAAAGAAUAUCAAGGGCUUCUUAAUAGUAAUCCGUCCGUUGAUUUUUUAUGAUUCUUGAUAUUAAGGACCACUUCGAGUUGGACUAGCAUAUCUUCAGGAAGAACAGGAUGUCGUUGGAUAUGGUGGGGAAGGUGACCCGGGCCAAGUCCCGGGGCGCCCGAGACAUGGCCUCGGUGAUUAUGCAUUUGCACGACGAGGAGAUGAAGUUGAAACAUGAAAAAGUCGCGCGGACAGUGAUCCCAUCGAAAAAACAAGUCUUGGAGAAGGAGGUCGAUGACUUCUUGGAAAGGAAGCUGCAGAGUGAAAUCGAGAGAAAGUACAUCCCAGGCAGUCCAUUGGCGAAGCAAGUAAUAUUAGGGCUUCCUCUAAUUCAUUGUAAUUGCUAUCCUCGUCCAUCGAUCUGUGGCUGCUCAUCUAUGAUCGGGAUCAUCCCUGACCCUGAGCCGCACGGAGUUGUACCCAAAUAAUACCAGGGAGACUCAUCUACUACAUCUGCGGGGUCUUCUUGAGGGAAGAUCUCCACAGUGAUGGACUAAGGAGCUUCGCUCUAAUGAUAGCGUCAACAAGGAGUAAAGCACAGAUUAAGCCGCAGGGCCAGCCAGAUCAAGUGUUUGUGGGGCAGACUCACAACUUCACCUACGUCCUCGAUAGUCAUGGGCAUGUCCUUAUCGACGAUGAUUUACGCUUGGUGCAACCUGAAGAUAUCACCUUCACGCAAGAAGGCAAAAUCAUGGUGAUCGAGUCUUUAUUUUUUUAUCACUUGUUUGCCUAGUACGUUCAUGUUGAGUUGUUACAGGAGAAACCACAGCCACACAAGUAGCCAGCACUACAAAAACUGAAAAGCCCAGUUGUAAGGGCCUUUGGUAUCAAUUGAGCACCUUUAGCUUCACCACCUAUAGUAGUUUAGGCACAAUGAUCAUCAUGUUGCUAGAGAGACUCAGCUUGUUGAGCAGUAGAUACGUUGCUUUAGACCUCCUCCCUAUCAGUAUUUUUCAUGUUGAUCAUGGAAGAGCAUGAGCACUUUGAUUUGUUUUCAGGUUGAUCGCAGCGCCGGAAAUAAGGCCAAGGCUGCGGCCGAGGAGCAGAGUAAAAAAGAGGGGUCAGAUCGGCAAACUCAAACAUCAAGAAGGCUCUCGUCUAAAAGUGAGCCCAAUUUUAGGCCUCUCGUGCGGGAUGCGAUCGAAGAAAUCAGUAGAGACUAUCACCAGACAGUGGAAGCUUCCGUCGCAAAAUACGGCUUCGUUCCUUCCUGUUACAGCGAGAAGAAUUUCCAGACUCGACCCAUCAAUCUCGUACUUCUACUACUACAACCUUUGACUUCAUCAGGUGGGAAAAGUUCAGUAGUCACUCUGCUAAAAAGAUUCAAAUCCCUCCGCUUUUCUCGUUUGUAUCUUUUGGUGUUAGCUAUGAGUUGUUACUCAAAUACGUGUAAGUCCUAAGCGUGACUGCCACCUUAAAUAUAUUUUAGUUUGAUGUAACUUCUUAAUCUUAUGUUUGCAAAGAAUUAGAAUAGUGAAGAUGGCGGCUCGAUACCACUAGUUCGUGGUACUACAACUACUAGACACUGACACUCGCUGAUGCAGAUGACUUCUUCGCGCAUCAGCUAAUGAUACACUGAAUCUUUCACAACUGUAAUCUGAGUCUUCUGUCUGAAAAUAAAACCCCUGCAAUCUAUUAACUUUCAUCUUUCUCUUUGAUCUUUCACAACAGGCCAAGACUUUAGACAAGGAGGAGACCCGGAAAAAAGUGAAUUUAAGGCUGCCACUUCUAAUCUGUCAUCUCUAAAUCGGGAUCCCCCAACCUGAAGAUCCGUGUUGUUACUAUGUAUAGGACUGGUAGUUGUUCUCUCAUCUAUCUAUCGAUACUACAAGGAGGAUAUAAUUUUUUCAUCUUGAUGAGGGAUCCCCACGGAUGACACGAACGUACGAAUGACACGAGCUCUAAUGAGGAAGCAAAAAAUAUACGACCAUACAGAGAGCUUGUUGUUUGAAGCCACGCAAGAAGAGAGCGAUCGCCGAUUGGAACUGGCUUGUUGGCACGCAAUGAACGAGAAACAUCGUGCCUCAAUAGUUAAGAUGAGUAGUAUGUAUCUAUCUACUUAUCUAUCUAGCUCUAAUAAAUUCCAUUGACAACUUGCUUGAUAAUUAUCCAUUUUUUUGAUUUUCUUGAUGGCUGUUCGUGUGCGCGGCACCAUGAUUCGGGGAAUAUCGAGUCUGAAAAGCACGACCAGCGUGCAGCAUAUGCGUGAGCACAUGAGCAUCAACAUUCCUUAUCAGAUUUCGAGGUAGAGGUGGAGUCAGGAGGUGGGGAUGAACAUCAUUCAGUUGAAGGUGCUGUUGAAUCCCCUCCCCUACCACGUCAGGGUCAGACUCACGACCUCGAGAAUGGGUCUACCACUACUGCUAGUGCUAUUAACGACCGAAUUAUAUGCUCUAAGAUAGGAAGUCCCAUCAAGUUGCAGCCUCGACACAGCCCGGAAUUUUGGCAGGUAAGAAUCAAUCUUAAUCAAUCUGAAUCUUUGUUUUAGUCUUUCUAAUAUAUGUUCUUGAACUAGCCUCCACAAGCUUCGCCCGGCUUCGCGCUUAGCUUUAACAGUCCGCCGCCCACGGGCUACAGCUAGAGACAGCCCGCGGGUCAGCUAUCGAAAGUUCACCUUGAAGAAUUGACUGCGUAGAGCGUGCCGGCGCUAACCGACUUAGACACAUUGACCCCUGGGCAGAUGAGUCGGCUGCCUUCGGUUUUUUUAUUGGACUGCCGGGGGGUCACGCAAAUCCUUAAGAAUUUGCAAGACCCCCACGGCAGUCCAACAAAAAACCCGAAGAGGACCAUCGUACACGCGUAAGGACCGGCAGGCCCCCGCGCAUAUAUAUAGCCGGGCGGCCGCGGUGGCAGGCAAGAGGGGUGACCCUGGUGGGUCAAGAAAGAAAGCGCAUGGGCGUGCCGGUUUGGGUCUCUCUACGUACAGCUGGCAGGAUAUCUUGCCUCGUCGGACGCCUUUGGAAUUGGAUGGUGGGUUCUUUCGUCCAAACGAAGCGCGUCCGUGGCCCAGGGUAUGUCUUUCCUUCGUCGGACUGACGUCUUCCGUCGGGUCGACGUCUUUCGUCAGGCCGAUUUCUUUCGUCAGGUUGACGCCUUUGCCUCGUCGGGCUGGCGUCUUUGGUCAGGCGGGCGCCUUUCGUCAGACUGAUGCCUUUCGUCAGACUGAUGCCUUUCGUCAGCCUGAUCAUGCCUUUCGUCAGACUGAUUCGUCAGACUGAUGCGUUCUGCGUCGGGCGUCUUGUGUAGGAUCGACGCCUAUCGUCAGCCGUCUUUCGUGAGAUGUUUGCCCGACUCAUCUUCGACAGUCAGACGCCAGCCCGACGCCAGGCGUCUCGCUUUCGUCAGAUGUCUUGCGUCGGAUGUCUUUCGUCAGAUGUAUUUCGUCAGUGUCGAUGCGUUUCGUCGGAUGUUUUUCGUCAGAUGUGUAUCGUCAUGCGUCUCUCCUCCGACGUGGCUCGCCAGUUUUGUUAUCUUCGACGCCUCUCGUCAGGCGUCUUUCGUCGGCCCUCGGGUGUCUUGCGUCAGAGAGACGUCGUCCGCCCGACGUCGGUCUUCCGUGUGGAGUCUUUGCUUCGCCAGCAGGCGCCUUUCGUGAGGCGACUCGCUCUCGUGUGAAAUGUCUUUCGUCGGAUGUCCGUCGCCGGGCGUCUUUCGUGAGGCGUCUCUUGUGAAAGGGCUUGCGUUUGGUGUCUUUCGUCUGGUGUCAGUCUUUCGCCAGACGUUUUUCGUGUCUUCGGUCAGUGUCAGACGCCUUUCGUGAGUCUUCUUUCGUCAGACCUCUAUCCCUAACUGGCGCCCCUACCCCGGUCGGAAAUUUUUUGCGGCUUCUUUUCUGGAAGUAUGCCCGGGGGCUUUCUCGUAAGUUCACGCAAAAAAGCGGUCGGAGACUAUCGGGACUGGGCGGGAAGGGGCUGGAGACUAUCGGGGGCUAGGACCUCCAGGACUAUGAAUCACACUAAUUGGCGCCGACUAUCAAGUACACUAAUUAGCACCUUGCUUUUGCAGCAUAGGCCCAAACCCUCAUACAUAUUUGAAUUGGACGAGCAAGGCGUGCUGUAAGUACAAGAACUCCUAGUACAACAAGAAGACAUCUACUUAAUUUCAAGAACACCUCCACCUACUUUUGAAGAGAACCAAGACGAGAAAGAGAUCGUAUACAUUCAUAGAUUGUACUUCUCUAAAGGAUUUGCACUAUGUUGAAGAUAUUAUCUAUUUUCAUCCAUUUAUCGUUUCCCACCCAUCUCCACGUACAGGAUCUCGUGGAUGAGAAAAUCGGUUUGUUGCGUAGCGCUAGAUUUGCCUAUUUUGUUUCGCGAAAUCCCGACCUUGAGGCGGUAAAGGCCAUCGCGCCAGACUGGGUAGAACGAGGUGAGAUCAGCGACUGGGACCAAUAUCAUUAAGGGUUGUGAAUUGAGAUUGUCGGAGUUGAGUUUUUACUUUUAUUUUCCCUAUGCAUCUCAUAAUUGAGUUUGAAUUACGAAGAGUACCAUCAUCAUACAUCGAUCAUACCUUUACGACGUACUUCUUUGUGCUGCGUUGAGGGAUAGAGAUUUCUUCUCACAGGGGUAGGAAUGACAAUGUCUUCGAUGCUGGCAACAUGAAGAUGUAGCAUAUCUUUCUACUUCUAUCAGGGGCAUAUUAGCAUAAGCAUUAGGUCAAGGAGAGUAGGCGUCUAAUUUGUUUUCUGGCUGUCUCGCAACGCAGAUGGGAGCACGAAAGGAUAUAACCAGCUGGUCUACGAGCAGGGUGCGAAUUAGGGCUUUGAACACAACUAGAGAGUGGAUGAAUAGAGAACUGAGGAUGAAGUAACUAGUAGAUUUUCUAGUUCUUGUAGUCCUGAAGAUAGUCCUCAAUAAAAAGUCGCUAAUAUUGAUAGGGAACAUCAACUUCUAAAAUAAAAGAACUUGUUCUACUUCACCAUAAGGGAUGAACAUCAGUUUUUAUUGACUGAUGAAUAUUGAGCUCUGGGCUGCAGGUGGUGCUUAUGGCCCAGAGCCCUGACCACAUCCCUCCACUUCGUCGGUUAAUAGAUUUAUAAGUGCUCUAAGUAACAUAAGAUCUUUACCUGAAUCUAGUCCAAACCCAUCCUCAAACCAACUUCCACUCGAUCCCAAUCAAAAAACUUAGUGCAGCAGUUAGUUUACUUAACGACCUACAAUCUUCUAGCACCUUCAUCAUUAUUGACUGAUGAACAUUAAUACUAGUUUUCGUUCGCCUUCGCAUCUAAGAAGCCAAUAGAGGAGUGCACCUGAAAGAUCAUCGUCAUCUGCUUAGUGCUCAAAUUGCCCAGAUGAAAAAGGACGCCUUGGUUAGUCGAGCAAGCGCUCUCAUUGAUUCAGAUCGGCGUAUUGCAAACCAAUCGCUUGAAGCAGCAAAAUAUCAGAAAUUGUUGCAGCGAGGGGGACUAUUGAGCUCAGCGUCGCCGAUGAGACAUCAAGAGUUCGAAUCGAUUAAGGCGUCAUAACUACAAGGUGUAGAGCUAGAGUAUGACUAUGAAGUGGGCAAAAUAAAUUUUCAUCACAUUGUCAACAUUCAUCUUCAAGAACAAGGAUAAGCCACUAGUAAAAAAUACAUAGAAUCACCAUUUUCACGUUCACGAUCACGUAUUUGUUGUUUGAUCUUCAUGUUCACGCAGGAUUGAAGUAAAUCAAAGAAAGUCUGUUCUUUUCAAUGUUUGGGAAGAAUGCUUUUCUACCAGCACAACCUUUACUUGUAAGCAGCACCUAGAUGCUCUUAUUAUUUGAGAGGCUCGUUCUGGUCAUCGGUAUGUUGUAAUUAACAACACCAAUUGACGGUAGCGCUAACGUCGUCAGAUCAGCAACAUUGUCAUCAUUAUAUCACAAUAUCAUCAGCUCCACUACGCCCAAGUUUUCAACAGAUACAUGUGAGGCACUGUUACACUUCUAAGAAAUUGCUGGGUAAAUUUGAUAAUUACGGACAGGGGCAGAUGUCUGUUUCUUUCGACGAGGAGGGCCAAGUGCGAAGUGGUAUCGUUUCCUCAGAUCCUCCGCGAAAGGCCUCGAAACCACCAAAAAAAGCCUCAUCGCGGAAGAUCGAGUUUGGGUUUGCGCCUCUUAUCCGCCGCAAAGAGGGGUCUGCUAUUGUGGACGAACCCCCAGAAGGUCUGCUCACGGGAUCGCAUUCGAGCCAGGUAGAUGAACAACUUGAUGUAAAUUGAAUACUAUUUUUACUAUGCAUGCAAAUAUAUUAGAUGAACAUGUUCAACUGCAACAACUACAUGAAGCCUAGCUAGUACUGCUACGAUACAGGUGCGUACUAUCUAGACUCUCUUCUUCUUGCUGUACGGUCCUGCACUAGUGUGGUUCCCGCUGACCCUGCUUGUCUUCUUUGUCUUUCUCAAUGAAAACAGUAAAGACAAACAGGAAUUGGAAUACAUAGGGACAAACAGAAAUUGGAAUAGCAAUAUUUUUAUUUAUUCUGUUUGUCUUGUAGUUUUUAGUGUAAUUUUUUGCCUAGUACGUCCAAAAUGAAACUAAGUAGAUUGAAAAGAACAGCUUCACAAACGCGUAGGGAUUAUGCCACAUUUUGUUCAUUGAUAGAUUGUGUUCUGAUUCUAUGUUUUAUCAGAAGUAGGUCAUUUGAAGCAUUGAUACCAAUUCUUGUUGUCGCUAUUUGCAAUUUGACUAGUGUUUUGACAGGAUUUUCAUAAUGUUCGACAUAAUGGACAGUAGCCGCUGCGUGUUCUGCAGCAACUGACUUUACUUCACAACCACGAGGCCAAUAGUACUACUACUAUUUCGGACAGGUCGUGCACUAGUAUGAUCCAAAUCCAUGACGAUAAUGUUCUUGGUAUUGCGAUUCUACUUACAUUAAUAUAUAACUAUAUCCUUAGCCCUGCGACCAUUGUCGUGUGGUCGCGUCCUUUCGCUUGAGCAUACAGGUUCUCCCUGUGGACGGCGAGUCAAAUCCUCUUCUAUCUUAUCCUAUCCUAUCUGAUCCUAAACCUAAUAUCACCAGGAACGAAUAACCUAUGUAGACGGCCAGGCUGUUGAGGAAAGGUCCUCGACGUACCGCUUCGCUGAUGACGAUGCGCACCAUGUGGUCGAAGAUCUGCUUCCGGACCGCCUCCGGAAGACCGCAAUAUCCACUGGACACACGUCGACGAAAUCCGUUGGUGCUGAGCGACCGCCGUCGAAGAAGGCCGUUGAUGCUGAGCGACUGCCGUCGACGAAGUCCGCUGGUGCUGAGCGACCGCCGUUGACGAAGUGGGCUGGUGCUGAGCGACCGCCGGCGACGAAGUCCGCUAGUGCUGAACGACCGCCGUCGACGAAGUCCGCUAGUGCUGAACGACAGAUCUUGACAAAGUCCAUUGGCUACGGCAACUUACCUCCGUUGCUAGUUUGUGAAUAGCCUAAAGUGCUGCUCGUUCUCAUUUUUCUGUUUUCUUUUCUAAGACUUCAGUACGAGUACCAGUUGUAGACGUCUCAUCUCAUCAUCUCUCUUCUAACUCGUUGUUGUUAAUGAAGUUGUGGGGCGACGGAACGGAUCCGUUAACGGCGGUGCAGAGCGCGGCGACACAAUCGAGCCAGGUUCAGCAUCACGAGGCGCUGUACAAGGACCUACGGAUGAUGUCGACAGCGGCGCCAUCCCGCAAGAUGGCGUUGAUGAAGAGGUUACGACAAAAUUAGACAUAUAUUCACGAGUUCCAAGAUCAAAACUUUGUUUCAGGCCUACACCAAGUACUAGUAGUAGAUUCCUGUACAAGUAGAACCAUUUCGUAACUCCAUGUCUGAAUGUAGUUUCUGUUUCAAACUGAUAAAUAAUAAAAUCAUGCAUGGUUUACUAUUAUUUGGCAAAUAAUAUGCACCGCAGCGGAGAAAAGAUGGCCUAGAGGACUGUUGCAUGAUUUUAAUCGCAUUCGCAUGUAGAUCUACGACGUUAGGACUAGCUCUAGCAGAUCCAAACAUUCUUGUUGAGGAAUGCAUGCUGCAUUGAUAGAGUAAGAGUAAAAAAGAAGUGCAUCUUCAGAACUAGUAGCAUAUCUUCGAUGCACCAUAUUCGUCUAAUUUCAUGCCGGGCAUCGAGGCUCGUGGAGGUGAUCAGUAUGAGGACGCAGGUGCUAGCGGAGAUGAGGACUACACUCCGCGAUCCGACAGAAACGCGAAUGACCCCACAACCGAGCAGCGACCCGGGUUCGGAAGCGCCGUGUAUCGAAUGAUGGCCCCACGACCAGGGCUAGAGGAGGACUUUCCGAGAGAACGCGCCUCGUCGCAGAGACCACCAAGCUAUAAACUUCCGUCCGGCGUGUCUGGUCCUGGUCCUGUGUCUUACGUUGAUAUGUACCCCGAUAUCACCGGAAAAGACAAUCCGGCAGCUCUUAUGCUAUUCAUCUGGUGAUCGUGAUGAUUGAUCUUGAUGGUGCAUGAUAAUUUCGCAAGAGAGACGAGGUCACCAACAUUAAUGUUAAUCAUAUGUAAAAAUCUAUGCUAGAAAUAGAUAACGAUUGACAUUUCCAAGCAAUUUCAAGUUCACGAUUGCAGCAAAGGUUGUGAUUGAAGAUUUGGUAGAGAUGCAACAACUACCGGAGGGAAGGGGAGCAGGAGCUGCAAAAAAUACAAGAUGGAUAAAAACUCCUCUAAGAUGGUGGGGUCUACUGUCGGCGCAUCAAUGAUACAGCGUGUUAUCUCACCAAACAUUCCUCAAGUCUUGGCGGAUCCGCACUACCUUUGCGGAAAGCAACGAGGAUUAAGGCUGCAACGUUUUCUCCUGUAGUUGUUAAGUGGAUCAUGAUAGAUCCGUUGGUUGCUGGCCAAAUUAUAUUAACAGAGUAAUCAUGGUCAAAAGAGUCUAGAGUAAGGCUACCACAAAUCCAUCUUUACAGGCAUCCUGAGACCGUUUUGAAGGAGGAAAAGGUUCCAGGAUGCGGGCGAAGAUGGAUUUCUUUUAGUUUAACUAGAGAGGUUUUUCGAGGGAUUGUUGGGGGGAGAAGGGGGGCCCUAGUGGGGGUUGGGGGGGUAGGGGGGGCCUACCCCUGCCCGACCCCUGUCCAACCCCUGCGCAACCCUCUUCGCAAGACCGCAAGCGUGAGGCCACUUCGCCCCCAACCCUAUCGCAAGUCCCAAGCGCUACCUCCCCCGAUGGAGUCCCCCCCGCCGCGAGGCAAGACGCGUGGGCUUGGAAUGCAAUAGCUUGCAAGUGCGCGGCUUACUUGACUCGGAUGAAUACCGACCGGCUUCACAACCUGAGGAGGACACUCACCAAACACGCGCGACAACCCUGAAAGAAGAGCAAACUCCAAAAAGGCUCCACUCCGGUUUUUGGGGCUCACACUCCGCGGACUCGGUCCGUCGACUAUCUUCGACAUUUUCAGCGGCAUCGAAUAACGAAAAAAGUCGAGAGCUAUAAUCUUGCUGAUGCCGUUACUUCAAAAAUUGAGAUGAGUGACGUUACGAAUGUGCUGACCCCUGAUAGAGGCCGUGCGUGGUUUUCCGUCCUCAGCGUUCUACGAUGCGGGCUGUGCCGCGUGCGGCGGACGGACUGCGGGCUAUGCCGCUGCCGCGACUAACAAGACCAAGAGGGGGGAGGGGGGCCGUAGGGUCGAGAAAGGGACCCCCUGGGCUUUACGGGAUUUCUAGUCGUGUAGGCUACCUUACCACUUUGAAAAUGUAAACGGAGGAGGCCCCAGCCUGUGUUAACUUCGCCUAAUUUAGCACGACAGCACAACUAUGACCGCAGUGAGCACAUCCACAGGAACCACAGGAACCACAGGGACCACAGGAACCACAGGAACCACAGGAACCACAGGAACCACAGGAGCCACAGGAACCACAGGAACCACAGGAACCACAGGAACCACAGGAACCACAGGAACCACAGGCACCACAGGCACCACAGGCGCCACAGGCACCACAGGAACCACCGGCACCACCGGCACCACCGGCACCACAGGGACCACAGGAACCACAGGAACCACAGGAGCCACAGGAACCACAGGAACCACAGGAGGCUCCAGCAGGAGGCUCCAGCAGGAGCACCACAGGAACCACAGGAACCACAGGGACCACAGGGACCACAGGCACCACAGGCACCACAGGAACCACCGGCGCCACCGGCACCACAGGGACCACAGGAACCACAGGAACCACAGGAACCACGGGAACCACAGGAACCACAGGAACCACAGGAACCACAGGAACCAGCAGGAACCACAGGAGGCUCCAGCAGGAGCAGGACCCGCCUGGCGAUCGCUUGGCCCGCACUAGAAAUCCCGUAAAGCCCAGGGGGUCCCAUUCUCGAGCUUAAGGAGGGGGGCCUACCCUUGUCCCACCCCUGUGCUUGUCCAAAUGGUCAAAAGAGUCUCGCUUUUUUGGGGGAUUGUUGGGGGGAGAAGGAAUGGCCUAGGGGGGAUGGGGGUGGCAGGGGGGGCGACCCCUGUCCAACCCCUGCGCAACCCCCUUUCCAACUUCCGCGCCAGAUCAGACGCGGGGACGCUUGUUGAGAGCCUGAAAGAAAACUGCAGAAAAACCAGCACCACCGUAGGGGGAUUAGCGUCGCGCAGCUCCUCUGUGGGAGUGUUCUUGCGGAGGUUGCGAGCGAGGUACCUUAAGGGGAAGGGGGGCCAACCUGCUGGCAACGCCUUCACACCUCCCCAACUGCUUGAUGAUUUUCGUGGCACAAAGCCGAAAAAGCGCCGAGUCUAAAUGUAAGUCCGAGAGCCAGCCGCGCGGGUUGGGGGCCAUAGCUGUAGGCGCGCGGCUAGCUCCUCGCGGAUCUGGACACCCCUCGAGGAGAGUGCGGCCGGAGAAGUCCGCGGGUUGGCAAUCUCGCCAAGAUAGACACGCGGCGCCUAACUUCCGCCCGGGCAACCGUUCAGGCCCCCGGCGCCCGGUCGCAACCGACAACGCGAGGAGGAAGCCGCAAAAAGUGCCACUUUUAGAGGCUGGCCCCGUGGUAUCUCUCUGAGAAGAAAACCGCGGGGGCAAAAGUCUGGCAGUUGGUGGGCAUCGUCUUGCCAAGCUCCACAAGCUUGCUCUUGAUAUUAUAAGCCGCGUGCGGUGGGUCCUCUUGCUCUUAUUUUGAAGGCGCUGGCUGCAUCCAUAUGAGAAUGAGAAACAGCCCAAGGCGCUGGGCUUUAGGGUUCGCGCUAUGGUGCCCGUUUCUUCGGGGGGCCACGCUGCUCCCCAUCUUUCCCUCCGCGGCGGUGGUGUCUUUGCUUUGUCUUUGUGGGGCCAUGCAUGCUGUAGCUUUGGGGCUUGCCCAUACGGUUCCCCAGAGGUCUGGCCGUGUGGUGUUUGGGGAGGGGUGUGGUCAUGCGGUGCCUGGGGGGUCUGGUUAUGUCUUUUUCGGGGGCUUGCUCGUGCUGCUCUGGGGGGCUUGGCUUUGGUCAAGCUGCGCCCUAGGGGUCGCGUCGCGUGGGGGGGCGAAGCCGUGGCGAGUUUGGGGGGCUGUGGUGCGUUUAGAGGUCGGGGCGUCUGUCGAUGUUUGGGGUUCGUGGUGUGUUGGGGGGGUCGCUCAGCGUUUGGGGCGCCAUUAUGCGCCUUAGUUAUUGGCCACGGCGUCGCUGGGGGGUUCUGGCAUACGUCGGGGGUUCGGCGUAGGUGUAGAGGUCGCGGCGUCGAUCUGUGUUUGGGGGGGGCCGGGGGGUGUGGUGUGUCUGGGGUGGUCGUUCGUGGUGUGUUUGCGGGGGUCGCUCGGCGUUUAAGGACUCUGGUUGCGCCUUUUUGGUCGUGGCAUGUGCCCGCCGGGGGGUCGCGUCGUGGUGUGUCUGGAGGGUCAUGGCGUGUCGUAGAGUGUCUGGGGCCGCCUCAUGCUUGGGGGGUCGCGCUGUGUCCUCUCGGGGGGCUAUAAUUCUGUGCCUUGGGGGCUACAUAAUGCCCAGAGGUUCGGGCAGUAGUAAUUAAAUUUGCGCGCGGGGUCAUGGUGUGCCCCCAUGCGCGUGCUCGUAUUCAUUGCGUUUCGGGGGCCGUAGUGGGUUGCUUGGAGGGUUAUGGCGUGUCUUCUUGGUAGUCGUGGUGUGUUAGUAAGUUUGGAGGGCCGUGGUGUAUUUGGUGCCUCGUGUGUUGCUUGGGGGACGCGCUGCGUUUGAGUGGCCACGUUGUAGCUUUGGUCUGUGCUGUGCUUAGGGAGUCGCGCUGUAGUGUUUGGGUUUGGGAGGUCGGGCUGUGUUUGGGAAGGUCGGUCGUGCUGCGUUUGGCGAGGUCGUGGGGCACUUUGGGGGCUGAGGUGGGGUCGAUGGAUGGGCCGCCCCCGCUCGUUGAGCCAAAAAAGAAACCUGAGAGCAGCUAGCCUGAGGUGAGAACGCGGGCAGCUCCGACCGGAGAGGUCUGAGCGGCCAAAGCUGGCCAGCCAAACUGCCUGGGCAAGCUGGGCGGGACCAGCGAAGACAAGCAGGGCGCGCGGGCUUGGGCUCACCGACGUCGAGCGCACCUUACGGCAUUGGCAACACCUCCGCCCCCGCGCGCGCAUGGAAGUCCUCUGGGCUUGUCUCAUUAUGGAUUUGCGAAGACAUCGUAGAUGUCUGGCUAAGCCAGUUUGAGUGAGUCGGUUUGUUGGAAGGAACGUGCUUCGGUGUUCACUAUUCAUUCGGGGGCCGCGCAUCCUACACGCGGCAUCACUAUCACUAGUGGCGAUUCUCAUUCUCAUUCUCAUUCUCAUUCUUAUUCUCAUUCAAUGUGUACACAUUCUCACUCGCUUUCUUUUCCCACCCUUCCCGCCUUGUGCGCAGCUUCGUCUUCACAGCUCGAGGCCGACCUACGUUUGGGGCCCCGAGUCUUCACUCGGACUUCCCUUCGCUUUCUCUUCGCAAACUUCGCAUUCUCCUUUUCGCGUUCCUUCAGUCCCCUACUCCGCCUAGCUCGUCUGCCCCAUUGCCGAUCCUGUGUGGUGAUCAUCAUCAUUCACACUCGCAUACUUUGUUUGUGAUCCAUCAUGGCAAUGUCGCAGGCGGGCUAGUACGGAGUACUGGUGACCGCUGGCAAAGUAAUAAUCACGCAAAUUGUUGCUCCUUCAUGUUGCGGCUCGGUCAAAUUGGCGUGGCUGGCGUGCCUAAUUGAUUCCGCGCGCAAGGGUUUCGGGCUCCGUCCGUGGGCUGCUUCGGGCUUUGUUCCUCUCCAUCAUCUCGACGGCAGCCGCCAAGGCCAAGGGGCGGGCGCUCCGUGCCUCAGUCGCUUGGAUUUGCUCUCUCUUAUGUUUCUACUCUGUGCCUGUGGCUGUGCUGUUAUCGGGGUUAUCGGGGAGGGGUCGCCCAAGGGGCGGCCCCGGUUUCUUGUACAUGUUACAACUAGAACAAUGCAAAUGUUGUAGAAGCAAUUUUUUACCAGGAACGUCAGAGUAUCUCUACCUGCCUAGAACGCUGUUGUUGAUGCGCUAGUGCUGGUCGUGCCUGGUGAGAGACCGACUCCUGGAUGUCCAAGAGGGCGUUUGAACUGCCUCCCUUGAACUUAAUGUUCUAAGUCUGGCGCCUGGUCAGCAGAUUGCAGAUAUAGCAGUGGAAGAGUUAAUGCGGGAAUUUCGUACCUUCCGAGAAAAGCAACUCGGUGCAAGGGUUACGGCCAUGAUGUAAAUGUAAUAUGUUCAAACAAAGUCAUCGUGCCUCCAUUGGUUUUUUUAGCGGUCGAGUAGUAGAAGUUUUAGUUCGAUAAUAAUUCUUACAGUGAUGAUGAAAGAUGAACAAGUUCAAAAUAGCCAGUAGCAGCACGUGCUGAACUGGUGCUUUCUUUCAUCUAAUCACGCAUUCAAGAAGCAAGCGACGCCAAUUCUAUCUUCAGCGAUGCGGAUUAACAAAAAGAUGGAUGGCAUAGCACCGUGGAAAACCUGGGUGAAGACUAUCAAGACAUUCGACGAAAAUCUCAGCUCGGUACUACCACGUCCAUUUAUACUUGAUAUACAUUCAGAGUUAGCCAACUGGUAGGCAGAUCAGGUUGUGAAAACAAUUUUAUGCUGUACUAUAAUAGAGUAGUUUAUAGAACGGAUGUAGGAUGGACUUGGAUGGAUCGGAUGGACCCCCCUGAUUCUUCCGAUCCUACUUGAAAUGGUGGGAAGUCCAUCCGAUCCAUCCGAUCCAUCCGAUCCAUCCGAUCCAUCCCAUCCCGGAUCUGGCACCCCUAUAAACUGCUCUACUAUAAGAUCUUCCAAAGAAGUACUAAUGAGUUAUAGAUUGAAGAACUGAAUAUGAAUGUAUGUUGCAUUGCCACGUCGUCGUCCUGAGCUUGAUAGAUUAGAUUUGUCUUCUUCAUGUCCUCUGUUUUCACUGUUGAGAAAUACGUGCACCCCAAAGAAGAGGAAGCUCUUGUUUUUCUUCAUCAUUUUCAUCAGUGGAAGUGGCUCAGAGUCGGGAAGAAGCGGCCGGAUGGCACCUAUGCAUACAUUCGAGUUCCUAACGAAGGGUUCUAUAGAAAGGCACAGGACGGCGAACAUGUCGAAAAGAAAGGGCCCCGUCUUGCUGGCACUCUCCCUCGAGAGGUGGAAGUAAAUGUUUAUAGUCGCAAAAAUCCCGGACUCUGUACCGGUCCGCCAAGAGAGGGCGGCGUGGAGAACCUUCGCCGAGUAGUACUGACAAGGCAGCGCCCCUCAGAUUAAGCCAGGAGCUGCUUCUGCUGACGUACUGAAUGGCUUUAGCUACUCAUCUUGAUCUUCUUGUAUCUACUUACAUUUUUUUGCCAACAACUUCCUAACUAAGCGGCCUGACCCACCUACUUUAGGUUUAGGUGCUGGCCGCACUGGUUAGCGGCAACCAACGAGUUGAUGAUUCAGCACAUUUUUCUUUUGCUUUGGCUUUGGAGAAAAGAAUGUUGAUUUCUCUCUUUGUGGAAGAAGUAUUAAUAUCUUAUUCGACCGUGUCGGUGACGGUGGAUACCAUGGAGGAAGAGGAAGAUAGAUACAUCAACUUCAUCGAAGUUUCCACCUCAAUACUUAGAAAUCGGAAUUGCAAUAUAACCUGUCUUCUAAUGAGAAGCCAGGGUAAUGCGCGAGCUACUGGAAGCGCAAGAAGUGAAAGACUUUGUGGAGGAGCACAAUUCGAUUAUUCGAGAUGCAGG
Amoebophrya sp. A25 is the source of this 15254-nucleotide messenger RNA. The record is from the annotation of a GenBank genome assembly. Lineage: Eukaryota; Dinophyceae; Syndiniales; Amoebophryaceae.